This is a messenger RNA of Panicum virgatum (switchgrass), 3171 nucleotides long. RefSeq names its product zinc finger RNA-binding protein-like. NCBI's taxonomy places the organism in Eukaryota, Viridiplantae, Streptophyta, Magnoliopsida, Poales, Poaceae. The transcript has 5 exons. The coding region runs from base 2361 to 3020 and encodes 219 amino acids. The record is from RefSeq and is a predicted model, not a curated record.
UUCCACCCAUCCACACGCACCCCCCGUAUCAACCGGCCCCAAAAAAUCCGUUUCCCCCCGACCCAUUAGCAGGCGUAGCCGCUCCCCUCCCCCGCUUGGGCCGGUGAGAAGUCGCCAUCGCCGCGAAUUCCUCCUAGCCAAGACGCUCCUGCCCCGCCGGUCCUCGCUGCCUGUCCCUCGGCCCGGAGCGCCUCCGUCAGACAAAGGCCCAAGCCGCCCCUGUCGGAGCUCGUCGCCGGCCACCGACCAAAUUCCCGCCGGAGUUCUUCGUCUCGGUGCCCGCUGUUUGUUACCCUGUUAAUCUGAUGGAGCUAUAAGUGUGGAUUUUGUUCUGCGCACCUGAAGCUACAGAAUUGGAAUGUUUAGCACCUUCAAGCUGUUGAUAUUCAGGCUAUAUUGGUAUAUAUACUGAUGACUGGAUUCUAUUUUUUUAAGCAUGUCAUCUCACAUGGCAGGGGCGGAGCUCAAGCUUGCCAUCGGGGUCCGUCGACCCCGACGAGUUCGGAAGAUUUUAAUAGAAAACACUGUAUAUUGGUGUUAAUAGUGUUGAUGACCACGUCCCCGUUUAUGCUAGAACCCGGUGGUUCCACGGUCUGGCUUCGCCCCUGUCACAUGGUCUUCCGAUAACUUAAAUGCAGUACAUAUUAUCAGUGAUUAUAUUAGGUGCAAAUUUGGUCCACAGAGUUUUUGUUCCCUGCUUGGAUUUUAUAGUGCUUAAUUCUUUGGUAGUGCUGCUGUAAAUUGCCAAGUCUUUUUACUCUCACGAAAAUAAAUUAGGCUGAUAAUUUAUUUGUAGUACUAUGACGACAACAGAUAAUUUGUAGGUUUUUGCGCCCCCAAUGUGCAAGAUUUACUAUAUUAAAGGCCAAUCUUGCCUGCAAACAUGACUGGCCUGUCAUUUUCAUGAUUGUAUUAUAGUGGUGUACAUGUUGCAGUUUUUGUUUUGUAAAGAACCUAACCUGCUUGGGUUACAUGCUCCCCAACGCCGUCCAGCCAUCCCAAUGUGCUGCCCCACCAAGCGAGUAAAUCGGUCCUGCUUCUCUCCUGUAGCGAGUAAAUCGUGGGUGCUUCUUCAGUUGAAUUCAACUGUAAGAUCAUAAGUGGAUUCUGUGAUCUAUUAGAGCCAGACCAUGCGAUUCGAAUAUAGACGAUCAGACAUUCCGUUAGCCAUUAGUUACUGCUGUAAGAUUUUAAGAUGUAUGUCUCUGGAGAAAGAAGAGUACUUGUGUGUUUCUAUGUCUCACUAUCAAGUUAGUUAUAUUGUGUUGAUUGUGUGUUCAACUGUUCAUUGGUUCAUUUCAUUGGAAAAUAAGGGGUCUUUAAUGUGCAUUUUCAUCCAACAUCAAUUAUCCGACAACAAUCGAUAGAACUGUAAAUUGAUGUCUUAUGCAACACUGCUCUAAAGGGAGGAUCACUUCAGCAAUUAUUUCUGUACCACAGGUAGAGAGACAAGAAUUAAAAGGGAAGAUCACUUUAAAAGUUAUUUCUGUACCACAAAAUAGAGACAAGAAUUUAAAGGGGAGAUUCAUCCAGUUAGAGAAAUAGGAAUUAUAAGUGGAGACCUUUGCAAGAAGGUACAUGAAGCAUUACAGAUCAGGUGUAGUUUCUUCACCUGUUGAUGUGUAACAUCAACUUGUCAGUUUCAUUCUCGUCCAGUGCUGCGUAGAUUCAAAGAGUCAAGCACUUCCUGGAUAGCAAUGGUGUUUGAAAGAAAACUUAAAAUAGGGUAACAAAAAAUAUGUAGAAUAUAUGAUAUGAUCAUCUUUUAUUUGUCAGGGUCCCAUAUUUUUUGAUACACAGAUCUACAACACCAAUUUUUCAUUGUUUUAGAGUGGAUUUCCAUUUGAAAAAUUGUAGUUAUUAUAUUUGUUAAAGUCAAGUUGCAUCAAGUUCUUGAGCAGAAUGUGAAAAUAUUUUGCUGUAUGGUCAUAUCGUACUUUUCAAGAUAUGAUUACAUGAUCUACUUUUUAGAUCUCAAUUAGCCUUACAAUAGCAUAUUGUCCAUACACUAUAUUGCAAUGAAAACUUUUGUUGCCCGUAGCAACACAUGUGCAUAUACCUAGUUAAAAUGAAACUAGAAGCCUACGGGCUCAUCUCUAGCCCUGUCCCUCCAAAUUUUGCAGGCUCUCUCAACCUUCCACCGCGCAGAUCCAGGCAUCCCCAUCUCCCUUGCUUACAAUUCCUUGCCGUCGGGCGUGCAAACUGCAGAGGGGAUUCAUCUGGACCUUUGUCGACUUCCGUCUUCACCGGUGCGGAGGCUCUAGAUGCCGAGAAAUCUGGGCAAAUUAAGUGAAGGGGUCCUUUGCUGGCUGAGGAAUAAGUAGUUCUUUCAAUCACUAGGUGUGAUUAGGCCUUCAGCCAUGCAGAGAUCCAGUGCAUCGGCCUUUCCUACUAUUAUCUUUGAGGAAGCUCUUUGGAGAGAAAUGGAGUAUCGUAAGAGAUUGGAGAGGACUCACCCUCAUCUGCUGGUUGCCCUCAAUGGAGCCCCUGAGUGGCAGAAAGAGGUUGGUACAGAUUCAAUAUCUGAUGAUUUUAGGAGAAAGUUAGCCCCAGAUAGCACUGUACCUCAACAGCAGUCUAGUUUUAGUUGCUCUGCUGUACAGAGACAGACAGCUUGGUACCCCAUCAAGAAAAAAGUGAAAGUUCCACAUCUUCCUUCCCAGAUUUUGCAAUGCCCCAGACCAAACGUGGUACCUUCUUUUUGGUGCAAAAUUUGCAAGGUUGAUUGUGUUACUGAAUUCAAUUUCGGUGCCCACAUUGGAGGGAAAAAACAUAAGGCUAAAAAGCUGGAGAUUCUUGGAAAUCGGAACACUGGAAGACCUGGCCGUCAAUGUUCAGGUAUCAGGAACCCUGUACAAAAUAGCCAUGCAGUCUCUGGAAGCAGAAACAGUGAAUCAAAUGUGUCUAGUAGCAUUGUUUCUGCAAGCUGUGAUCUGUCCUCUGGAAGCAGGACUAAUGGAAUAGAAGAAACCGGAUGCACUGCCCCACCAACGAGCAGCAUGGAUUUCACUGAAGUCUGAUGUCUACAAUAUGCUCCUUGUACAUUUUCCUCUGAAAUGUAGAGUAAUGUGUUUAGUUCUCAAACAGUCAGUGCACUAUGGAAAUUUCAUCUGAUGGUGGUGUACCAUAUAUAUAAGUUGAAAAAGCUAUCUAUCUGCAAGAUUGAUGCUA